Euleptes europaea (tarantolino) is the source of this 3342-nucleotide messenger RNA. Its product is annotated as toll-like receptor 7. Gene Ontology annotation, cellular component: plasma membrane. The transcript is spliced from 3 exons. Gene Ontology annotation, biological process: defense response to virus; positive regulation of interleukin-6 production; canonical NF-kappaB signal transduction. The coding region runs from base 1 to 3342 and encodes 1113 amino acids. Lineage: Eukaryota; Metazoa; Chordata; Lepidosauria; Squamata; Sphaerodactylidae. Gene Ontology annotation, molecular function: protein binding; pattern recognition receptor activity. The record is from RefSeq and is a predicted model, not a curated record.
AUGCCAUCCCAAAUCCUGUUCCUGCCGGAAGUCCUUUCACCCACGGAAAAGCGAGUGUGGGUGCAGGCCUUUGUCUGUUUUCAAAGAAGCUUUGAGGCAACUUCCAUUGUUAUCACCUUCCAGCUUAUCACUCCAUCCAGGGAGAAGUUGCCUUUCUGCUUUGAAGAAAUGGCAAUCCCUGUUUGGGACAGAAGCAGAUUGUUUUUCUUCCUCCUGUUCCUGUUUCCAACAAUGAUGCCAGCCAUACAGUAUCCUAAAACCUUGCCCUGUGAUGUGAGUGUUAAUGCUUCGGAAGAUCUUCUGAUAGUGGACUGCAGAGACCGUCGCCUUGCCACUUUCCCGGAAGGUAUCCCUCCCAACACUACCAACCUGACACUUUCCAUCAACCAUAUUAAGGACAUUAAGCAAGCUAACUUUGAGCACCUUGAGAAGCUUGUGGAGGUUGACUUCAGGUGCAACUGUAUGCCGGUCACAAUGGGGCCAAAGGAUCACAUCUGUGACAAGAGUCUGAAUGUCCAACGUGGCACUUUUGAAAAACUCACCCAGUUGAAAUCACUGUACUUGGAUGGAAAUCAACUCUCAGAAAUCCCCCGGGGUCUACCUCAAAAUUUACGUCUACUGAGUCUUGAAGCCAACAGCAUCGUUUCCAUCAGCAGAGAAAAUCUAGAGGAACUUGGGAAUGUAGAAAUCCUCCUUCUUGGGAAGAACUGCUAUUUCCGCAACCCUUGCUAUGUGGCUUUUGAUGUUAACAAUACUGCUUUCCAGGACCUGAAAAAAUUAACGGUGUUGUCAUUGAAAGCCAAUAACUUAACCAGCAUCCCACAGAACCUGCCACACAGUUUAAAGAAACUGUACAUUCAUGAUAAUCGUAUUGAAAAUAUCAGUGAGCAUGACCUAAACUAUCUUCAUAAUUUGGAGGUUCUUGACUUAAGUGGUAACUGCCCUCGCUGUCACAAUGCUCCGUAUCCUUGUGAUCCAUGUUUGGGUAACAAAAGUCUUCUUAUCAGUCCCUCAGCUUUUGCCUCUUUAAAGCAAUUAAAACAUCUGAGACUACACAGCACUUCUCUCCGUAAAGUGGACCCUAUGUGGUUUGAAAAUACCAGAAAUCUUGAAGUGCUUGACCUUUCACAAAAUUAUUUGGCUAAAGAAAUUGAAGAAGCCGAGUUUCUGAAUUUCCUUCCUAAUCUCUUAGACCUAGAUUUGUCUUUCAAUUAUGAACUGCAACAAUACUUUCCAUAUUUGAAUCUGUCACCCACAUUUUCUAAGCUCACUAAGCUUAAAUACUUGAGACUGAGGGGUUAUGUUUUUAAAACACUGGAUUGGGACGCUGUAGGCUCUUUGAGAAAUCUCACUCAGCUGGACUUUGGAACUAAUUUUAUUAGGAAUGCUAACUUUAAGAGGUUUACAGACUUCCCAGCUCUUCAAGUCAUAAACCUUUCCUUCAAUAGAAUAUCUCCCUCUUCAGAUGGAUUCAGUGAGGUUCCAUUUUACUCUAGUCAUGUGCCUUUAUCUGAUCAAUAUAAAGAGAUGCAUUAUUUCAUAUAUGAUGAAUAUAGCCGCAGUUGCAAUUCUAAAGACCGAGAGAUGUCUCCUUCCUUACCACAUGGCAUUGAACCUUCUUGUACUAAUUAUGGCAAAACACUGGAUUUAAGCAGAAAUAACAUGUUUUUUAUUAACCCCUCUGAUUUCGAGACCUUUUCUUCUUUUAAGUGUCUUAACCUGUCAGGCAACGCCAUGAGUCAAACCUUAUAUGGAAAAGAAUUCCGCUUUUUGUCUGGCUUGAAGUACCUGGAUUUCUCUAACAAUCGAGUGGAUUUACUAUCCCGAAAUGCCUUUCAAGAGCUGAAAGAACUAGAAAUCCUAGAUCUUAGUGAUAACAAGUAUUAUUUUCAGGCAGAAGGUGUCACUCACAUGUUGAAUUUUACCGGUAAUUUGACAUCUUUGAACAAGCUGAUCCUGAAUGGGAAUGAGAUUUUUACUUCUGCUGACAAAGGGAUGGCAAGCCGUUCCAUCGAAACGUUGGAAUUUAGAAAGAAUCGCUUGGAUAUCUUGUGGAAGGAUGGAACUGAUGAAUACUUUAAAUUCUUCAAUGAGCUGACGCGUCUGGAGAAUCUUGACAUCUCUGACAACUCCCUGAGUUAUAUACCUGAGAAGGUAUUUGAUGGUCUGCCUUCACAGCUCCAGAAGCUGAAUCUGAGCAAUAAUAAACUGAAGACGUUUAGUUGGCAGAAACUUCAAGUUCUGAAGAACCUGAAAAUCCUGGAUCUUAGCAAUAACCAGUUGACUUCUGUCCCCCCUGAGCUUUCCAACUGCUCUGGAACCCUUCAGAGACUCAUAUUGCGACACAACAGGAUCAAAAAGCUGACGGACAAUUUUCUCCGAGGUGCUUUCCAGCUGAGACACUUGGACCUCAGUUUUAACAGGAUCAGAAUAAUCAGGGACUCUAGCUUCCCACAGAAUGUGGUCAACAACCUAAACCAGCUACUUCUGAAUGGCAAUCCUUUCAAAUGUGAUUGUGAUAUUGUGUGGCUGGCCUGGUGGAUGAACAGAACGAAUGUGACUAUUCCACGGCUGGCAACAGAUGUGACCUGUGCAGGCCCAGGUGCAUGGAAAGGUAAGGGUGUGGUUUUAUUACAUUUGGAUUCUUGUGAACUGGACUACACUCAGAUCCUGUACUGUGUGUCAGCCUCCAUAAUUAUGUCUCUGAUGACGCUUGCAGUUACCAGCCACCUAUAUUUCUGGGAUGUGUGGUAUAUCUACCAUUUGUGCACAGCCAAGCUAAAAGGAUAUAACCGUCAUUUUUACCAUUUCUGCACAGCCAAGCUAAAAGGAUAUAAGCCUGUUUUUUCAUCGAAAGUUCUGUACGAUGCUUUUGUUGCUUAUGAUAUAAAAGACGAAGCAGUAAAUGAAUGGGUCCUGAAAGAAUUAGUUGAAAAACUGGAAAAUGAGCAGGAGAAACGAUUCAAUUUGUGCUUGGAAGAAAGAGACUGGCUACCGGGACAGCCAGUUUUGGAUAACCUUUCAGAGAGCAUAGAAAUGAGCAGGAAAACUGUAUUUGUGCUGACAAACAGGUACAUUGCUUGUGGCAACUUCAGAACAGCCUUUUACCUGGCACACCAACGGCUCAUGGACGAAAAAGUAGAUGUAAUUAUCUUGAUAUUUCUUGAAAAGGUUUUACAAAAGUCAAAAUAUCUCCGUCUCCGGAAGCGACUGUGUAGUAGGUCUGUACUUGAAUGGCCGGCAAAUCCUCAGUCUCAGCGUUAUUUCUGGCAUUGCCUUAAAAAUGUAUUAGCAGUAAACAAUGAUGUGAGCUAUAACAUUCUUUUUAAAGAAAUGGUAUAG